Messenger RNA from Solea senegalensis (Senegalese sole), 5439 nucleotides. It is a transcript of the gene tut7, whose product is annotated as terminal uridylyl transferase 7. The transcript has 29 exons. Bases 100 to 4008 code for a protein of 1302 amino acids. Gene Ontology annotation, molecular function: zinc ion binding; nucleic acid binding; RNA uridylyltransferase activity. Lineage: Eukaryota; Metazoa; Chordata; Actinopteri; Pleuronectiformes; Soleidae. The record is from RefSeq and is a predicted model, not a curated record.
AAACUCCAAUGCUCGUUAAGUGAUCAUGCCAAGUCAGACCUAAACAAGGCUUCAAGUAUGCCCUUUACACACGUACGACAGUUUUAACAAAAGUGAACCAUGGAAAACUCGGACAGGCCUUUCCGGACCAGGCCAGGUGGCUGGGAAAGGGGAGCAUCAGCCUCUGACAAGGCAGACAACUGGAGGGACCAUGAACCGGGCCAAGGGCCAAACUACAGACAAGAGGGAGGUCAGCAGGGCAAGAAGAAUCAUGGUGGGCACUAUCGGGCAAGCCCUAAGAAGGGAGGACUGGGACCUCUAAGCUACUCCCCUGGUGGAUUUAGAGGUGGUCACAGCCCCUCACAGAAGGAUGAUGUGCGAUGGGAUGGGGCAGCAGGAGGGAGUAGUAGUCGAGAAGAUAACUGGAGAGAGCGCUCACAGCAGCAGCCCUGGAGGAGGAGUGUCCAGGCUGAGGGUCCAAGAGAGGACAGGGAGCACGGAAGGAGAGAUGACCCUGACAAGGAUAGUGCUCAGAAACCAGGCAAAAGAUGGCGAAACAGAAACAGGAAGAAGGAUUUUACUGAAGAGAACAGGGGCUUUGUGAAUGAAGAAAUUACACUAACAGCCAAAGAAAUCCACAGCUUACGACAAGCAGAGAAACGACUUAAAAAAGAUGAAAUCUUCUCCUUGAAGAGGAAGCCUCACAAUCACCCUGGUGCACAUUACACCUGCACUCUGUGUGAUGUUCUGCUGGAAUCUGUGUCUGACAGUUACAGGCACAUCAGAGACAAGCGGCACAAGAAAAGGGCUAAGGAGAAGCAAGAACAGGCGAUGUUGAAUGACAUUCAGCCUCCCGGCCCAGAGCAGAUCAGUGCAGUGAGUGCUGCACUAGAAGCCAUUGUCCUUGAAUAUGGGAUGACUGAUCAGGAUGUUGAGAAGCGAAAUUAUGUUGUCUCCCUCAUGCAAGACUUUUUCCUGUCUGUCCUGCCUGUAGAGAUCAGGCUCAGGUUAUAUGGAUCAUCUUGCACUAAGUUUGGAUUCAAGGAUUCUGAUGUCAACAUUGACGUUCAAUAUCCACUUCACAUGCAUCAGCCAGAUGUCUUGCUGUUGGUCAAGGAAAGCCUGUCUGUCAGCUCUGUCUUUGUUGACCUGGAAGCUGAUUUUCAUGCGAGGGUGCCCGUUGUCAUCUGCAAAGAGAAAAAGAGUGGCCUGAUCUGCAGAGUGAGCGCAGGGAAUGAAAACGCAUUCCAAACGACCUCCUAUCUUUCUGCUCUCGCUAGUCGGCAGCAUCUUCUCCUCCCACUGGUUCUGGGACUCAGACGCUGGGCCCAGAUCUGUGAGAUUGACCGUGCAGAGGAAGGUGGUCUUCCACCAUAUGUCUUCGCCCUUAUGGUCAUCUUCUUUUUACAGCAGCGCAAAGAGUCUCUCUUGCCUUCAUACCUGAACAAAGAGAUUAAGGUGUUUUCACUCAGCAGAUUGUCAGACUUCAAUCUCACACAUGUAGAGGAUGAAUAUCUACAUUUUUCUUACACCCCUUCGUCAAGAGAAUCAUCACAGGCAGCAGAGGGCGCCUGUAUAAAGGGAAAGGUUCCGCUGGUGUUUCACAUGCCUCAUCUACCUGAACCGGAAGUUGGGCUUCUCUGGGUUGAAAUGCUCCGCUUCUACUCUCUGCAGUUCCUCAUGGCUGACAAUGUAAUAAGUGUGCGAACAAAUGCAAUCCUUUCCCGAGAGAUCAAAGACUGGCCAAAGAAGCGGAUAGCUAUAGAGGACCCAUUUGCUGUGAAGAGAAAUGUGGCCCGCACAGUGAACAGCCAGCAAAUGUUUGAGUACAUUGUGCACUGCUUCAAAACCACAUACAAGUACUUUGCACUACCACUCAACACGCCAGCUGCCAACUGUAAGACAGGAGCACAGCAUGGACCAAGUCAAGGGGCAAAUGCAAAGGCUGUGAAUGAAGAUCUUGGUCAGCAACAAAACACACGUCAACCAAAAGCAUCAGAGAAUGGUCCAGAGGACUCUGACUGCAUUAUUGAGGAAGAGGAGGAAGUUGAAGACUACACUGAUUCGGACGAAGAGAGGGAGAAGGAAAAGGUGGAUCUGGGCAAAAGCAGCUUCUCUGAGGACGAGGAAGAAGAGCGUGAUGCCAGACAUCAUUUGGACAGCUUCACUACAGAGGAUGAGGAGAUCUUUCCAGUGGAUGGGCUUUCCGGAGAGGAGCUUUUGUCUGAUGAGGAGGGUCCAGAUUUGGACACUCCAGGUUCAGUGGAUGAGGAGGAAGAGGAGGAGGAGGAAGAAAUGGCGUUGCCAUCCGUCAGUCUAUCACAUUCACCUAAAGAAGAGGGCACAGAAAAUAAAAACCAAAAACAGAAAAGGCUGUCGUAUGCGUUCACCAGACAGGCUUUCACCAGAGGAAAGUCACACAUGGUCGUGUGCAGCUUGUGCAAGCGUGAUGGACAUCUCAAAAAAGAUUGCCCAGAAGACUUCAAGAAAGUGGAACUGGAUCCCCUGCCUCCACUAACACCAGAGUUUCUAAACAUCCUUAACAAAGUCUGUGAGCAGUGCUACAGUGACUUUGCCCCAGAUGAACUGGAAGUGGGUGUAAGAGAGCACAUCCUUCAAGACUUGGAGAACUUUGUGAGACGACAGUUCGCUGGAGCUAGGCUGCAACUAUUUGGAUCAUCCAAAAAUGGCUUUGGAUUCAGACAGAGUGACCUAGACAUCUGUAUGGUCUUGGAGGGCCAGGAGACCAUGGAUGAUAUUGACUGCAUCACCAUCAUUGAAAGCUUGGCAAGACUGCUAAAGAAACACUCAGGUCUGAAGAACAUCCUCCCCAUCACAACAGCAAAAGUGCCCAUUGUCAAGUUUUACCAUGUUCGCACUGGCCUGGAGGGAGACGUCAGCCUCUACAACACACUGGCCCUGCACAACACACACUUGCUAGCCUCAUAUGCUGCCAUUGACAGGAGAGUGAAGAUCCUCUGUUAUGUGAUGAAAGUGUUUGCCAAGGUGUGUGACAUUGGCGACGCCUCACGUGGCAGUCUGUCAUCCUAUGCUUACACGCUGAUGGUGCUGUUCUUCCUGCAGCAGAGAAACCCACCCGUUAUCCCUGUGCUGCAAGAGAUCUAUGAUGGAAAGAAGAAGCCAGAGGUGUUAAUUGAUGGCUGGAACGUGUACUUCCAUGAUGACUUAAAAACAUUACCCAGUCACUGGUCACAGUACGGGAAAAACACAGAGACGGUGGGGGAGCUGUGGCUUGGCCUGCUCCGUUUUUAUACGGAGGACUUUGACUUCAGAGAGCACGUUAUCUGUAUCCGUCAGCAUCACAGCCUCACCACCUUCAACAAGCAGUGGACGUCCAAAUACAUUGUCAUCGAAGAUCCAUUUGACCUGAACCAUAAUCUGGGUGCUGGUCUGUCCAGGAAAAUGACUAACUUCAUCAUGAAGGCAUUCAUCAAUGGCAGAACAGUGUUUGGCACACCUAUUAAAGUCUUUCCUCCCAUGUAUCCCAGUCAAAUGGAGUAUUUCUUUGAUCCUGAGGUUCUCACUGAGGGAGAAGUAGCCCCUAACGACCGCUGUUGUCGGAUCUGUGGCAAGAUUGGUCACUUCAUGAAAGAUUGCCCCAUGCGCAAGAAGUUCAGGCACAGAAGGGACUCUGAUAAAAGGCCAGAACACCUGAGAGACAAACUGGACACUGCAGAUGACAUGAAGGAUCACGGCAGACACAAGAGUGAGCACUGGAAGAAAAGAGAUGCACUGGAAAUGCGCUGCUGCUACCUGUGUGGAUCAAGUGACCACAUAAAGAAGGACUGUCCGCAGUACAGGAGCCCUGCAGGUAAUGUGAAGAUGGACAACUUUACCUGCUCCACCUCGCCCCACUUGAGGAAUUUGAGAGAGAAGGAAAAAUGGGGUUCACCACAACAAGAAGAGAGGAAGAGAAAGCAACAGGGUGUUGUAUUAGGUCCACAAGCAGGUAGUCUAGCCUGCCGAAAUGCAGGUCGCUCUGGUCACAGGAAGAGCCCAGUGGAAUGAGCAGUAGCUGUGGCCACACAGGCGACAAGGUCCUCCUCUUGUCCAGGCAGACAGAAAAUCCAGAGCCCCGUUAAAAGCCAAAGCCAGGACGCCUUGACUUGAAGCCAAAUAGGGCCUUUUUAUGCGUUUGUCCUUUUCUCCCCCUUACAUUGCUUCUCCUCAGAGGAGCUUUUUAAAGUUUUCAUUUUAACAAAACAAGCCAUUGUACGUGUACUGUAUGUCUUUGUUUACCUACACUGCCAGUCAAGUUUUUAUUUUCAUUCUGUUCAAAUUACCUAAAAUUAGAAAGUGUAAAUAACUGCUACCUGACUGAGAACAGGGUCAGUAUAAUAAGACGUCUUUUUCAGACAACAUACGAUGAUAUGGCACAUUGUCUGCUACUUACAAAUGAAUCGUCAAGAGCAAGGCAGUUUCAAAUGAAAACGCACUCAUCAGUUCACUUGUACUUUACUUUCUAAUUGUUAAGGUUUUUCUUUGCAUGAAUAAUGAUCCAACUAUGUAUUUUGCAUUUUGACAUAGACAUUUACAGUUAGGUUUCAAAAUGUUUGAAUGGCAGUGUAUCUUUGUAAUGACUUGCAGUCUUUUUCUUUUUAAUAGAAAUUCUUUUAAAAUCCAGUUUAAUUUGUCAUGUGCACUGAUAUCCACCAGUCUGUCUCCAUCACCUUUGAAAGCAGCUCUUAGUGCCGCAUGUCUCUGUGUUAGAAAGUAACCUUCAGGAUCAUGGUGUUAAGUAUUUUUUUUUAUUAUUAUUAUUAUUUUUGUUGUGAUCCAGCCCUAUUUUAUCAGGAACUACUUCCCCCUCAAUUACCUACAUGUGUGAAUGGACAGUAACAUCAUAGUAAAACUACUGUUGCUCAGAAAAACCUGUUCUGAAUGUGUCUCCACACACGCAAGGAAGUGUUUCUCUACAAUGCAAGGACUUACUCACUUGUGCUUACACUUGGUGUGUUUUUGUUUUUUUUUUAAGCUGAAUCAACUGCUCCAGCUGUUUGACAUUGCUGAAAAUGCUGUGUUCACUUCAGUGGAGAUAUAAAUGUAUUUAUUUGCCAUUAAGGCUUAAUUUUGUAAUUAUAGCGCCACCAAUUGGUAGCUGCCCUGUGAGGGCUCAUGCCCUCUUAAUAUGUCGCUGCUAGUUAAUGUUUUAAGAGCUGCUUUAUCAUCCAACUUUGAAUAUGGACUGUGUGGCUUUCUUGUUGCCCUAAUAUGGUUAAAUUUUAUUAAGAGAAAAUGUAUUGUAGGUGGUAUUGUAAUUAAAUGCCUCAUUUUAACAUAGCUUUGUUUAAAUGUCAGCCUUAUAGCAAUUCUUCAGUUCUGAAAAUAGGAGGGUUAAUGUUAAGAACCACAGUCCUGCCAGGAAAGUUUGAAUAUGGCUUACAAUCCAUUUUGUGCCCCCAAACACUCAUUAAACUGAAAUCCAGUCCUAAUGUGAAA